GCUCUUUUUGAUCAUGUCUCAAAGUCAGGAUUUGAAGUAUCUACCAGGCUUUGGAAGUGAAUUUGAAUCAGAAGAUCCAAGAUGUCCUGGGGUCCUUCCUAAAGGCCAGAACAACCCCCAGAAAUGUCCAUAUGGUCUCUAUGCUGAGCAAUUGUCAGGAAGUGCAUUCACUGCUCCAAGAGAAAGCAACAAACGAAGCUGGCUCUACAGGAUCAGACCAUCAGUUCAGCACAAGCCAUUCUCCAACUUCCCUAGUGGUAACUUUACCAACAAGUUUGUCGAUUGCCAUCCGAACCCUAACCAGCUAAGAUGGCAUCCAUUUGAUAUCCCGAAGGACUCAGAGAAGCAAGACUUUGUGUCUGGAAUAAGCACAGUGUGUGGUGCUGGUGAUCCCUGCUCCAGACAUGGGAUAGGAAUACACAUCUAUGCAUGCAAUACAUCUAUGACUAAUAAGGCUUUCUACAAUUCUGAUGGAGAUUUUCUCAUUGUUCCACAACAAGGAUCUCUCCACAUCUACACAGAGUUUGGUCAGAUGCACGUUGCACCGAAUGAGAUUUGUGUGAUACAGCAAGGGAUACGAUUCUCUGUCAACGUUGAGGGCCCUAGUAGAGGGUAUAUCCUAGAGGUCUUUGAUGCUCACUUCAUAUUACCAAAUCUUGGACCAAUCGGAGCCAAUGGAUUAGCUAAUCCAAGAGAUUUUCUCCAUCCAACUGCCUGGUAUGAAGAUCGUGAGGAAGAAUUUGUUAUCAUCAGCAAGUACCAAGGGGCACUAUUUUCUUGUGAGCAAGGACAUUCUCCCUUUGAUGUUGUUGGUUGGCACGGUAACUAUGUGCCAUACAAGUAUGAUCUGAGCAACUUCAUGACAAUUAAUGCAGUGUCCUUUGACCAUGCUGACCCUUCUAUCUUCACAGUGUUGACGUGUCAGUCUGUUAGACCUGGGGUUGCUAUUGCAGACUUUGUCAUCUUUCCCCCACGCUGGGGGGUGGCAGACCACACAUUCAGGCCCCCCUACUACCACAGGAACUGCAUGAGUGAGUUCAUGGGGCUAAUUCAUGGCAACUAUGAGGCUAAGGAAGAGGGCUUUAGGCCAGGUGGCGCCACUCUACACAGCAUGAUGACACCCCAUGGCCCUGAUGCAAAGUGCUUUGAUAUGGCAAGUACUGCUGAGCUGAAGCCACAGAGAGUUGCAGAGGGCACCAUGGCAUUCAUGUUUGAGUCAUCACUCAGCAUGGCAGUUACAAAGUGGGGGAAUGAGACAUGUGAAAAAGUGGACAAGCAAUACUACAAAUGUUGGGGGCCCUUGAAGAAGAACUUUGACCCCAACUGGAAACCUGAAAGUUUAAAGGAUGGAGCAAUAGAUGGACCAACAAAACCUGCCAAGCAUGCUAAGCAUACUGCCUAGGGGAGGUGCUAUUGAAAAUGGACAAUAAAGACAAGGAAGACAGUUAGUACAUGUACGCUGUAUAUACCCUAGUUAAGGUCUCAACAAAAACUGGAUGAAGAAUAGGUGACAAGUGAAAAAUGUUGGUGGUGAAGGGUUCAUUGUAUGAACAAUUUUAGUUCAGAAUUCAGAUAUUUCUUAUGAUAUGCUACAAAUCAUAUGGCAGCUAU
Owenia fusiformis is the source of this 1611-nucleotide messenger RNA. Lineage: Eukaryota; Metazoa; Annelida; Polychaeta; Sabellida; Oweniidae. The record is from the annotation of a GenBank genome assembly.